This is a messenger RNA of Doryrhamphus excisus (bluestripe pipefish), 11265 nucleotides long. Lineage: Eukaryota; Metazoa; Chordata; Actinopteri; Syngnathiformes; Syngnathidae. The record is from RefSeq and is a predicted model, not a curated record.
CGACCAGCUUUAUUUGCAGUCAUGUUUUGUGCUUAUUUAGAAAAAUGAAACAAAAAAACAAGCUACUUUAUUAUAAAAGUGUAUGCACAUCCUGAUUGGAGACCUUUGUGCGAGCUUCCAACCAGCCAGUCAGAAGUCGACACCUGAGAGCGUCAGUGAGAGAGGACCCUCUUGCACUUUUCAGUAACAAUCCCCUUUUACCUUCAGCCAAGUUGAAGUCUAGACUUUGAGGGAAAGUGUCCAACCGAGGGAUUAUCGCGCGUAAAUGGCGCAGCCCACCAGGACGCGUCUCUUCAUGGGCUUCUUCACAUGACCAAGACCUGCACUCAGGGACCUGUAAUGUGGAUCAUGGAUAGAGGGCUGACCGGGACUCAUCUUCUUCUCGCUGUUUUUGUCACCACUAUUCCCUCCAGGUUCACAAACGGACAAGAAACCACGAGUGGGCUCAGUGGUUUUAGUUUGAGUCCACCCUACUUCAACCUGGCACAUGGAUCGAGGAUUUCUGCAACAGCCACCUGCGGGAAGGAUGACUUCGGGACACCGAGAUCUGAUUUGUACUGCAAACUUGUUGGAGGACCCACCGCUGGAGUUCUUACUCAAAAUAUACGGGGCCAGUUUUGUGACUACUGCAACGCUGCUGACCCAAGCAAAGCCCACCCGGUGACCAACGCCAUUGAUGGGACAGAGCGCUGGUGGCAGAGUCCUCCACUGUCCAAGGGGUUAGGCUACAACGAGGUCAGCGUCACCCUGGACCUGGGGCAACUCUUCCAUGUUGCCUACAUCAUCGUAAAGUUUGCUAAUUCACCACGGCCCGACCUGUGGGUGCUGGAGCGCUCUGUUGACAACGGGAGGACCUUCAUCCCCUGGCAGUAUUUUGCACACUCAAAGCACGAGUGCAUUGAAAGAUUUGGGAAGGAGCCCAACGCUCGACUUGUAAACGAUGACGAUCAGCUCUGCACCACAGAAUAUUCUCGAAUCGUCCCGCUGGAGAAUGGAGAGGUUGUGGUUUCCUUGAUUAACGGACGGCCAGGAUCCAAAGACUUCACCCGCUCGUUUGUGCUGCAGGACUUCACCAAGGCCACAAACGUGCGCCUGCGCUUCCUCCGCACCAACACUUUGCUGGGCCACUUGAUCAGCAAGGCCCAGAGAGAUCCCACCGUCACACGCAGGUACUACUACAGUAUCAAAGACAUCAGUAUUGGCGGGCGCUGCGUGUGUCAUGGCCAUGCUCAGGUAUGCGGUGCCGGUCUCGAUCCCGAAAACCCAAACAAGCUCCAGUGCGAGUGCCAACACAACACCUGCGGAGAGUCAUGUGACCGCUGCUGUCCAGGCUUCAACCAGAAGCGGUGGCACGCUGCGACAGUUGACAACCCUAAUGAGUGUCAGCCCUGCCAGUGUUUAGCCCACGCCACUGACUGUUAUUACGAUCCAGAGGUGGAAGCGAGGAGAGCAAGUUUAGACAUCUUCGGCAGGUACAGCGGAGGAGGGGUGUGCAUCAACUGCCAGCACAACACUGCUGGAGUUAAUUGUGAGCGAUGCAUUGAAGGCUUCUUCAGACCUUAUGGAGUGGCCGUAGAGUCUACCACUGGAUGCAUACCCUGCAGAUGUGAUGAGCGCACCACGAGUGGCUGUGAAAUGGGUUCUGGAAGGUGCAUCUGCAAAGUGCAGUAUGCAGGCAACAACUGUGAGCAAUGUGCUGAAGGACACUAUUACUACCCUCAAUGCAUUCGUUUUCCAGCAUACCAGACGACCACAAAAUCCCCUGCAGGACCGAUUGUAGUGCCAACUGGCUGCCCUGUGGGAUAUUUUGGCUCAGUCAGCUGUCAGCAGUGUGUGUGUGACUACAGAGGUACGGACAGCAAGGUGUGUGAUGCUUUGGGGCACUGCCUUUGUCGUCAUACUGUGGAGGGUCAGCGAUGUGACCGUUGUCGGCCAGGCUACCACUCCUUCCCAAGCUGCCAUGCAUGUCCUUGUGAUGGAGCUGGUGUAGCUGAGAGUGUCUGCAGCCCCAGCGGUCACUGUAUUUGCAUCCCCAAUUAUGGGGGCAAGGGGUGUGACCAAUGUGCAACAGGUUACUACGGUUACCCGGAAUGUGCUGCCUGCCAGUGUUCCCGGGCAGGCUCGUACAGCACAGCAUGCAACCCGGUAUCAGGUCAGUGUCUGUGUCUUCCUGGGGUGGUGGGCCAGCAGUGUGACCGCUGUGCUUCUGGACUCACUUUCCCUGCAUGCUCAGCCUCCAUCGGUCAGUGUAAUCUAUCCGGAACUGAGAGCAGGGAUCCUCAAACGGGCUCCUGCCGCUGCCGUCCCAACUCAGAAGGAGCCUUGUGUGACAGGUGUAAACCUCUAUACUGGAACCCGGUAGCUGACAACACACACGGCUGUGAAGUGUGCAGUUGCGAUGUCAAAGGGACGCUGAGUGGUGUUGGGGAGUGUGAGCAGAGAGGUGGCCAGUGCCACUGUAAGCCUCAUGUAGGUGGGCGUGUGUGCUCCUCCUGCAACAAUGGCUACUUCCUGCUGCAGAAAAAGAACUACUUUGGCUGUCAAGGUUGUGAGUGUGAUAUAGGUGGUGUCAUCAACACAGCCUGUGACGAGACAUCAGGCCAAUGUAGUUGUCGCAGUAAUAUAGUCGGCCGGAGAUGCACAGAGCCAGCAGUAGGCUACUAUUUCCCCACCCUGCAUCAGUUCAAGUAUGAGGUGGAGGAUGGGACCACACCAAAUUCUAGACCUGUGCGCUUCGGUUACGACCCCCAAGAGUUCCCAGAGUUCAGUUGGAGGGGUUAUGCCGUACUGACUCCUGCACAGAGUGAAGUCAGAGUAACAGUGCAUGUUGACCCAAAAGAUGCCAGGCAGAACUUAUUCCGUUUGGUGCUGCGUUUCACUAACCCGGGUCGCAACAGUGUGACUGGUAGCAUCAAGACGGCUAAUAACAGAGGCAGUGCAGCAGGGCCAAAACAGAGUAAGGAUGUAGUUUUUCCAGAGAGUCCUCAGCCAUCUUUCCUGACUGUGCCUGGUAAUGGCUUCACUGAGCCUUUUAACUUGGCACCUGGGAAGUGGAUCAUUCACAUAAAAGCUCAGGGGGUUCUAUUGGACUAUUUGGUCCUGCUGCCCCAGGAUUACUAUGAAGCGCUUCGGCUUCAAGAAAACAUCACAGAACCCUGCACAUAUGCACCCACAGCACAGAGGAACAAGAACUGUCUGUUGUACAAGCAUGUGGCCAUGGAUGCGUUCAGCUCUGCCUCAGCCUCACAGGGAAUCCUCUCAAGCAGGAGUGGUCGAAAGAGGAGGCAGGUUCGAGUGCGUCGUCCCACCUCAGACCACCCUGAGAUGACCCCUCUGAAUGGGAGACAGUCUCAGCUGCAACUCAGUCUACGUGUGCCUCACCCUGGACUUCAUGCUCUUGUCCUGGAGUACGCCAGUGAGGUGGACAGUCUCCAGAACGUCAACAUUCUCGUAAAUGUCCAGCAGGGUGGACAGAUCCGAGCUAGAGCCAAUGUUUACAGCUGUGUCUACAACUUUUUGUGUCGGAGUGUGGCAGUGGACAGCAGGAAUCAGGUGGCCAUGUUCCAUCUCAGUCACAGAACAGAACUUCUUCUGCAGACGUCCACUGCCUCCUUUCUGCUGCACAAAGUGUACGCCGUGCCUGAAAAGGAGUUCUCAUUGGAGUACUUGGAGGCCAAGGUGCUGUGCGUCUCCACUCACGGUCGCUUCACUGUAGACAGUCAGUAUUGUGUUCUGAGGCAUUUCAACAGUCCUUGGCCAGGCUGGGUUUUGCACGCGGCCCGUGAUGGGAAAGUAACUACAGCUCAUCAACAAGGCGAGAGCACGGACUGGCGGCAGAGAAGACAGUCAGACUUGUUUUCUGGUUUUCACCCUCACAGUGACAACAUCCUGCUCAAGUACCCUCAGACAGGGAUAAGUUUCACCCCUAAGGUGCCCCUCCCUGGAAGAUACGUGCUUCUUGUGCAUUAUCACCAGCUGGAGCAUGUCUCUUACCCUGUGGAGGUCCAAGUGGAAGCUGGGCAUAGCUGGAAGGGUUCCAUAAAUGCAUCGUUCUGUCCUUCAGUGUCAGGCUGCAGAGACGUCCUUGUUGCUGAUGGCCGCAUUGUCCUUGACUUUAGUCAGCAGACUUGGCAGCUGCCAAGCAUCUCUGUAGUUAUUCCUCCUCGCAAAACCCUCAUUCUGGAUCAUAUCUUUCUGGUUCCUGAGAGUCUUUACACGCCUGACCUUCUCAAAGAGAACCCCCUGGAUAAAUCUGCACUUUUCAUCCAGCAGUGCAGAGGAGAAGGCUUCUAUAUAGAUCCAAGAACUUCUUCACAGUUCUGCAGAGACUCUGCACGUUCCUUGGUGGCACUUUACAAUGAUGGAGCUCUGCCUUGCAAUUGCGACCGCUCAGGCUCUACAGGAAGCGCCUGCGACCCAGCUGGAGGGCAGUGUCCAUGCAGGCCACACGUCAUUGGGCAGAGGUGUACUAAGUGUGCUACGGGAUACUAUGGCUUUCCCUACUGCAGACCUUGCGAGUGUGGCCGCAGAUUGUGCGACGAAGUGACAGGUCACUGUGUGUGCCCACCUCAGACAAUCAUACCGGCCUGUGAAGUGUGUCAGAACCAGACUUUUAGUUAUCAUCCUCUGCUGGGCUGCGAGGGUUGCGAUUGCUCCCAGAAUGGCGUCCAGGUCGGUGCAGGGUCCAACUGCGACCGUGUGACUGGACAGUGCAGAUGCAAGCCCAGGAUUGGUGGACGGCAGUGUAAUCGAUGUGCUACAGGUUAUCACCACUUUCCCGAAUGUGUGCCUUGUGACUGCGAACAAGGCGGUGUCACACCUGAGGUGUGUCACCCUGACACAGGGAGGUGUCUCUGUAAGAAAAACGUUGCCGGCAUCAGGUGCAACACGUGUCAGGGCGGCUCUUUCUACUUCGACCCCUCCAACCCGAAUGGGUGUACCAGCUGUUUUUGCUUUGGCGCCACUGACCAAUGUCAAAGCUCCAACAAACGCAGGGGGAAGUUUGUCGACAUGCGUGGCUGGAAGUUGGACAGUCCCGACCACAGAGAGGUACAGUCCGUGUUGAACACGGCCAGUAACACGGUGGUAGCAGAUGUCCAGGAGCUUCCAUCUUCAGUUCAAGCGUUACACUGGGUGGCACCACCCUCAUACCAAGGAAACAGGGUUUCAUCUUAUGGUGGAUUCCUUACCUACCAAGCAAAAUCAUUUGGCAUUCCCAGUGAAGGAAUGACCCUGAUGGACAGAACACCUGAUGUCCUGCUGACUAGUCAGGACAUGACAUUGGUCCAUUUAGCACCUGAAAUACAGCUGCCAGACAGAGUCUAUCAGGGCAGAGUCCAGCUUGUGGAGGCAAACUGGCGUCAUGCUGGUUCUAACAGGCCCGUGUCCAGAGAACAGCUCAUGAUGGUCCUGGCUGCUCUGGUCCAUGUCAGGAUCAGAGCCUUGUACUUCACUCAAAGCCAGCGACUGAGUCUCGGCGAGGUGGGCAUGGAGGAGGCCACCAACACGGGGACAGGGGCUCCUGGGAACAACGUAGAGGUCUGUUCCUGCCCCCCUCAGUUCACAGGAGACUCCUGUGAGAACUGUGCUCCUGGGUUCUUUCGAGACGGCAACGGGCCAUACCUGGGCCGCUGUGUGCCCUGUAACUGUAACGGUCUUGCAGACGAGUGUGAGGACUGGACCGGAAGGUGCUUGAACUGUCAGUACAACACAGCAGGAGACAGAUGUGAAUACUGCAAAGAAGGAUAUUACGGUAACGCGGCUCAGAGGACGUGCAAAGUGUGUCCAUGCCCUUUCAGUGCAUCUACAAACAGUUUUGCAGUGGCUUGCAGAGAGAUCUACGGAGACAUCCAGUGCAUUUGCAGUGCAGGCUACACUGGAGAAAGAUGUGAGAAGUGUGCCCCUGGUUUCUAUGGUGACCCCUUGGCUCCGGGAGGAAGUUGCAGGCCCUGCGAUCCCAACACUGGAGUUUGCAAGAACACACUGGAGCCUGGAGACACAAACACAGACGACCGCUGCCAAGAAUGUGAUAACUGUGCCCAGACUUUACUGAAAGACAUGGAGAAGAUGGAUGACGAGCUGGCACGGAUCAAAGCCCAGCUGGACAACGCCUCAGCCAGCGCCUCUUCACAGGACCAGCUCAAGAAGCUGGAGCGAGCCAUGUCCGACACCAAGAAUCUGGUCCACAAAUUCAGCUCGUCUGUCAACGGCCAAAAUUCCAGGGUCAAGCAGCUGGAAGAAGACAUGCAAACCCUCUCAGAUGACAUCGCUGCUCUGAGAGACAAGGCAGAUACAACGGCUGUCGAUGCUGACAAAGCUGUUGUUGAUGUUGAAAAAACCCACAAGCGAGCACAAGAGUUGGACCAAGAAAUUCAAAACAUGCUGAAGAAAAUUCAAGUUCUGCUAGACCAGCUGAGUGAUGGGGGCUCCAGCGGCGGCACACAGCCAAAUGAGAAUGCAGCUAAAAUGUUGGAGGACGCUAAGCGCAUGGUGAACGAGAUGGAAAGUAGGAACUUCACCCCUGAGAAGACCGCUGCCGACAAAGAAAGGGAGGAGGCUAAGAAACUCCUGGACUACAUCAAGGCUAAUGUCAGUAAACAGUCGGACCAGAACGAGCUGACAGCAGCAAAGAUGCAGGACCAAUUAAAAGACUACGAGGCCAAGUUGAAAGAUCUGGACAAGUCUCUGAAGGAGGGUAUAGACCUAGUAAAGAAAGCCAAUGCCCAAAAUGGACUCAACGCUAAGGCUCUACCGGAUCUUCUGAAACGCAUCAAUGACCUAAAAAAAGAACGGAAGACCGUAGAGGACCAAAUGUCAAUGGCGAAAGAUGAACUGAAGAAAAUAGACGAUUUAGUCAAAGCACUAUCCAGCAAUAAAACGGAAUAUGAAAAGUUGGCCGCUCAGCUAGAUGGCGGCAAGACCGACCUGACCAAGAAAGUCAGUGACAUUUCCAAAGUAGCGGCUAAAGAAGGCAUUGUGAACGAUGCCGAGGAUCACGCUAAGAACCUCCAGAAGCUGUCUAAAGAACUUGAAGAUUCAGUGAAGAACGCUAGUGCCCGUCCCGAGGUACGUAAUGCCAAAGAUGCCAUUGACGCCUAUAAGAACAUCUCAGACGCCAUAAACGCCGCUGAGGCCGCAGCUAAGGAGGCAAAAGAUGCAGCUGAAAAAGCCUUAACUAAUGUAAAAAACCAAAAACUGUCCCAAAGAGCGAACGACCUGAAAGAGACUGGUGCUGACCUUGUGCAGAAUGCACAAGAUGCAGCCCAAGACCUACAGAAUACUGCCAACGUGCUUCCAGACAUAAAGAAACGCCUGAAGAACGCAGAAAAGAAGAAGAAGGCUCUGGAGAGAGAUCUUCUCGAUGCAAAAACGCAGCUGAACAACAUCAACAGAGAUGACAUUGGAGAUAUGAUAGAUGAAGCAAAGAGGAAAGCAGCAUCAGCUAAUGACUCGGCCGCCGACACCAUGAACAAACUCAUCGCCAUGGGCAAAGAAAUGGAAAAGAUUAACAUCAUGCCCGGAAAUUCCAACAUCGGCAACGUAAUGGAUGACGUGGACAAAUCUGUGAAGAACUUGUUGAACACCAUCCCGUCACUCAAUGAUAAACUCUCCGAAGUGGAGAGCUUGACUUCUUCGCCCUUGAGCAACAUCACAGAGAACAUCAAGAAGAUCAAGGAGCUCAUCGAACAUGCCCGUGACGCAGCCAACAGGAUCACCAUCCCGAUGGCGUUCUCAGGCGACAGCUACGUGCAGCUGCAUCCGCCCAAGAAUCUGGAGGAUCUGAAGGCCCACACAGAUUUGUCGUUGUCCCUGCAGAGACCCGAGGGCAGGGGGGACGGACGUCGCAGACGCAAGCAAGCUGCAGACAAGGGAGACAUGUUUGUCAUGUACCUUGGCAACAAAGAUUCCUCCAAGGACUACAUCGGCAUGUUCCUGAAAGACAAUGUGCUACAUGGCGUCUACAAGCUGAAUGGAAAUGAGAACUUGAUGGAAAUAGGUUACAUCACCACAUCUCCACAUGAGAAAGCCAACUUUGAUAAAGUCAACCUACAGAGGAUUUAUGAAGACGUAGAGAUGAUCCUCACAAAAGACAGCUCAUCAGAAACUCCCGGCAAGGAAAUUACGAAACAGAAUAAAGGAGAUGACUCCAAAAAUCUCCUGAACCUCACGCCAGAUGAUGUGGUUUUCUAUAUCGGAGGCUACCCUUCUGACUUCACGCCGCCAAAUUUGCUCAACUAUCCCAUGUACCAGGGUUGCAUUGAGUUGUACUCUUUAAACGACAAGGUUGUCAGCCUCUAUCAUUUCAUACAGAUAGAAAACAUCAACAAGCAGCCUCCAUGCAAGAGGUAUGUGGCACCUUUGGAUUCCUACUACUUGGACGGCACUGGAUAUGGCAAAGUGAACAUUGACAAGAGUCCAUCAGUCCUCCUCAUCGGCAUGUCUCUCUUAACACAUUCAGAAAACGGACUGCUUUUGUACAUCGGCGGCAAGGACGAUUACUUUGCGGUGACAGCAGAGAAAGGUGUCGUUUACCUGCAUAGCAACUUGCUGCAACAACCUGCAACUGCUUCCUUGAAAUCAUUCCCGGCGAACGACUGGGUGAAUGUCCUCAUCGUUAUUACAAGCGCAGGGAAAUUUACAGUGAACAUAGCCAGUAAAGUGGUGGCGUCAGCCCAAGCUCAGUUCGACAGCAAUGACUUUCAGGAGUAUUAUAUUGGUGGUGCACCACAAGACUUGAGAGAAAAAAACAACAUCACCAUUCAAGCAUUCAAAGGUUGCUUGAAAAACGUGAAGCUGGGCAGAAACUUCAAACUGAUAGACGAGCAAGUGGGCAUCAGCAAUGGCUGCCCUAGAGAUUUCCUGACCUCACGGAAAGCAGAGUUCAGCUUGGGGAGUUCUCUGUCUGCCGACCUCUCGGGCUUCAGCCUGGCCAAUGAUGUGACACUCUCGCUGGGCUUCAAGAGCACCGACAACCAGGGUGUCCUCCUGCUAAACAAAGAGCUGGGGAAUGCACUUCAGCUGGCUUUACAAAUGGGCCAUGUGGUUCUGUUCUUUAACAACAAAAUGUGGACUUCUAACAAAAAAUACGAUGAUGGCCAGUGGCAUUAUUUGACUGUCACCAGAAGAGCUGGCAGGACAGAAUUGAUCAUUGAUGAUGAUGACAUCGGUAGAGAAGAAGAGAACAACAAUCCCAACCUUCCAAACACAGGAGGCAGCACCGUCCUUGCACUCGACAACUUUAAAGGCUGCAUCUCCAACCUCUACACCAGAAGGCCCAGCCAUCUGUACAAGGCCGAGGACCUCACCAACUUCAAGGCGUCUGGAGACGUCCUGCUGGACGUAUGCACCAGUGACAGUCCUGUCCAACAGAUGCUUGAUCGCGCCCCCAAGAAGGAUGUCAUGAUACAACGGCUGAACGAGAGGGUGUCCAAUGCGUGUGCGCUACCUGGCUUGGUGAAAGACGCUUAUCACAUGGGCGGGCCCGUCAGCCGCUUGAGCUACAGCCUGCCACUACAGGUGCUUCAGCCCAGGCCCCACUUCUCCAUGGACGUCAGGACACGGUCUCCAGAGGGCCUGCUGUUCUUUGCUGCUACCAGAGGAGGGCACUCUCACCUGGCUUUGUACCUGUCAAAAGGCAGGAUCAGACUGUCUGUGGGCAAACACAAUGAGAUCUUCAACAGGGAGAAAUACAAUGAUGGAAAGUGGCACUCGGUAAUGUUCAGUUUAGAGAAGAAGAAAUUUCGACUGGUGGUGGACGGGAUCCGAGCACAAGACGGUCAGUUGACUGUGGCUGAUGUGGCCUCCAUGAAGCACUUCAUGCCACCUGUGUUGUUGGGCAGUGCCCCAUACUACCUCCACAAAGAGUUAAAGGCCAAGUCUCUGCCAAAGCAAACUGUGUCGGGCUGUGUCCGCAAUUUCAAAAUGAAUGGAGCGCCCAUGUUGUAUCCAUCCACGAACCACGGGGCCGGCCCCUGUUUUGAGGGCCCGACCCAGAGAGGGGCUUAUUUCUCAGGGAACGGAGCGUACGCCAUCAUCAAUGACUCCUUCGCCGUGGGAUCCAGUUUUGAAUUGCUGCUUAACAUCCGACCAAGGAAGCCCACCGGACUCCUGUUACACGUGGGUGAUUCAUUUGGGGCUCAGCCAGGAUCGACCACCUUGGGUCACUAUGUCAGCAUUUACCUGCUCAAUGGAGAGGUGGUAGCACAAGUGAGCAACGGCAAAGGGGAAUUCAUGGCGUCCGUGCAGCCAAAAACGACGCUAUGUGAUGGAAUGUUUCAUAAAAUAUCCGUCAUCAAGAGGAAGCACGUUGUUCAACUGCAUGUGGACACAGUGGACACAUACAAGAUAGGACCACCGUCCUCCAUCACCACCACCAGUAAAUAUCCCCUCUAUGUGGGGGGCAUUCCUGCUGACACAUCCUCGUCACUGAUGACGCCGCCCGUCAACUCGUCCUUUGUGGGGUGCAUCCAGGACAUGACUCUCAAUGGCGAGUCAGUCUCUUUCGCCAGGUUGUCCUCUGUGUUUGGCCCAGUCAACCUCAAAGAGUGUCCGGGUUGAACAACAUGAGGCAUCACUGUGUCUUUUUGGGACCACCUCCAAGCCAACCAUGAUGUGCAAUGUGUUACCAAGACAGAGAAUGUGUGUCUAAGAUUGUAUAUAGUAUAUCGUGUGUGUGUGUGUGUGUGUGUGUGUGUGUGUGUGAGAGAGAGAGAGAGAGAGAGAGAGAGAUGAAUGGAUGUAUUUAUUUCAGAAUCAUGACAAACACCAACUUGUCAAAACUCCUAAAUAUGUGAUGGCUGGCAGUGUACAUAACACAGCACUUUCAGAACAUUCAUGAAAGAUAUUUUAUGUGUUGGUGCUUGAAUGGAGAUGAAAAAUAACAAUUGUUAUGAUUAUUAUUAUUACAGAUGGACCCAAACAUUUAUACUAUAUUUUUGCUGUUGAUGGUGCUUGUUUGAUUUUCAUUUUUCUUUCUUGUAGCAUGUUUGGUUAUGUCUGCUGCAUCAGACAUGGUAUUGAUUACAUUUUCCAUUUUGCAUUCCUUUUGCAUGCAUUCUUCUCUGAAGUGUCUGUCUGCGCCAAAAAAAAACAGCAUGUCCUGAUUUAAGUGGAGUUGAAGACUAAAACCCAAGAAUAUCAACAAGGUUUACCUCUGAGUACAAAAAAAAUGCAAAACAAUCGGAUUUUUAAUUUUUUGUUAUGACUCGCAUUCCUGUUUUGUGACCACUGGUUUUGUUUACCAUUUUGUAAUACCUCCAAUUAAAU